Messenger RNA from Ornithorhynchus anatinus (platypus), 1416 nucleotides. It is a transcript of the gene ANKRD65, whose product is annotated as ankyrin repeat domain 65. The coding region runs from base 127 to 1416 and encodes 429 amino acids. Gene Ontology annotation, molecular function: protein binding. Lineage: Eukaryota; Metazoa; Chordata; Mammalia; Monotremata; Ornithorhynchidae. The transcript has 4 exons. The record is from RefSeq and is a predicted model, not a curated record.
ACGGAAUCCUGCACAGCCCAGCAGGGAGCAGGGCUUGGACCACCCGUCUCUCUCCUUCCCCCUUCUUCCCCUUCCUUUCCUGCAUCCCGGAGACCCUACACUAAUACUCCAGGCUGCCCACACGCCAUGGAGAGUGAUCCUGUUCCGGUUGCUGGGUCUUCCCCCGGUGUGCAGAGUGAAAUCUCAUUCCCGGAGGGGCUUGGGGAGCAAGCUGGGGUGGAGGCUGCGCUGGCCUGGCGGUGGCUGGAGCUGGAGGACGAGGCGGCCCAGCCACAGCCCCCCGACGGCCCAGCCGAUCCGUCCGACUCCGGGACCCCCCAGCAGGGGUGGGGGCCGCUGCACUGGGCCGCGUGGAGCGGAGACCUCGGCAGGGCCAAGCAGCUGCUGCAGCGGGGAGCUGCCGUUGAUGGCCGGGACCCCCGGGGGCGCACCCCGCUGCACUGCUCGGCCCUGAGCGGCCGCCUCUCCCUGGCCCGGUUCCUGGUGCAGCGGGGCGCAGAGGUGCGGACGGCCGACGGCUCCCAGUGGACCGCCCUGCACCGGGCCUCCGCCGCCGGCCACGGCCAGCUGGCCGCCUUCCUGCUGCAGCGGGGGGCCUCCCCCGCCGCCCGGACCCGAGGGGGCCUGACCCCCCUGCACCUGGCGGCCGCCCACGGCCACGUCCUCCUGGCCCAGCUGCUGCUCAGAGGCGGGCAGGACCCCGCCGCCCAAGAUGACCGCCGAUGGACGGCGCUGCACUGGGCCGCCGCCGGAGACCGGACUCCCGUCAUGGAGGUGCUGGUCGGCGGGGGCCUGUCGCCGGACGCCGGGGGCCCCGGCGGCGUCCGGCCCCUGCACGUGGCUGCGGAGGCGGGGAGCGGCGAGGCCCUGCGCUUCCUGCUGGACCAGGGGGCAGACGUCAACGCCCAGGACGGGGUUGGGAGGACGGCACUAGCCCUGGCCUCUGACCUCGGGCACCAGGAGGCGGUGGGGCAGCUGUUGGAUGCCCCCGCGACGGACGUGGAGCUCCCGGACGGGCACGGCCGCACCCCGCUGCACCGGGCAGCUGCAGCCGGCCACCUGCCCGUCGUCCGGACGCUGCUGGGGCGGGGCGCCGCCGUGGACCCCCGGGAUGGGCUGGGCCUGACCCCGCUGCACCGGGCGGCCCUGGGAGGGCACGCCCAAGUGGCCGGCCUGCUGCUGGACAGGGGGGCGCAGCCCGAUGCCGCCGCCGGCCCGCUCCGCCAGACCCCGCUUCACCUGGCCGCCCGGCGGGGCCACGUGGCCGUGGCUGAGCUCCUGCUGGGGAGGGGGGCCAGCUUGGCCCCACGGACCCGCUGGGGGGACGCCGCGGCGGACCUGGCCCCCGACACGGCCCUCCGGGAAGCGCUGCGUCCGGUUCUCGAGGACGGGCCGGGUUCCCGUCCUUGCCCGUGA